CGAGAGAGACGCUGAAUCAGAGCAUUCGUGGAUGCGUAGCGGAGGCUCGAUUACUCUUCUUUCUCUCGGACCAUUCUUGUCGCCAGAGCCACGGCUCGGCCUUGGAGCGAUUAUUGAUUCCUUCCGUGGACGUGCAUGCGAGCGAUGGAGGGCGUGACUUUGAGGCAGCAGCCUUCGAUUGCUCUGAACUCGGCGACCUUGCCGUCUGGUGGCGUCUCCAAGCCUUUGAAGCCUUAUGCGAAUUUCCUCGCCACGACGCCUGCUGGGAAGUGGAGACGCUUAGCAUUGAGCAGCAAGCCAACCUCAUCCAUCAUUCAAAGAGUCGUCUCGCCCAACCGUGCUCAAGUCAGCACAUAUGAAGGCACGGAACUAGAUGCAAUCUCCAAUCUGAGCCAAAUUGUCCCUGACAGUGUUAUCUUCGAUGACUUUGAGAGAUUCCCCCCUCAAGCUGCGACAGUCAAUGCAUCACUUCUCCUGGGCAUAACUGGCCUUCCAAGAGCGAAAUAUCACAGCGCAAUCGACAGUGCUUUAGCCUACGGACGAUGCUACACCAUUCAGAGCACCCCGGAUAGGUUGUCGUGUUUCUUCAGCAAGGCUUUGGUGAACGUCGGAGCAGAGCUUGUGAAGCUUGUACCUGGACGAGUAUCUACAGAGGUUGAUGCGAGAUUGGCAUAUGAUACUCCAGGCAUUAUCGAGAAGGUCCAUGAGCUUUUGGCGUUAUAUGAUGAGGUUGAAGUUCCCAAAAAUCGGUUGCUCUUCAAGAUUCCCGGGACCUGGCAGGGAAUCGAAGCAGCCCGUUACCUUGAGGAGGAAGGGAUACAGACCCAUGUGACGCUGAUAUACAGCUUUGUACAAGCGGCUGUUGCGGCUCAAGCUGGUGUCUCCGUUAUCCAACUGUACAUUGGACGAAUUCGGGACUGGGCUAGAACUCAUUCGGUGACAUGAACGUUGAUCCCGUUUUACUUCGCGAGGAGAGAAUAGGAUGUUGCUCAAAUUGACCAAAAGUUGGGACAAGGUCAAGUUCGCAGAGUUUGGACAGUCCGCUAUGGGACCCAUGGCUGAAGAAUUGGUGGCAAGAGGUGUAGAGAGUAGUAUUGCUCAAACGAAACGCAUCGAGGAGCAUUUUGCCGAAAUGUGGUCGCCACCUAACGUUUAGUUAGAGUGGAAAUAUUUUGGAAAAAAUUGACAUGGCUAGAAGAAACUUUGGGGAGUACAUUAGCUAUAAGCUGAAUUGUAGAUUACUUGGAAAUUCGAUGUAUGUUAGAACGACGGAUUUCCCCGAUAUUUACGUGAAUCGAAUUCACGUGAAUGCAAUUUAUCACUUGAAGGAAGAAAGACAUUAACAGUUGUGAUUCAUUUGUGGCGAGAAAGUGUACUUCGUUUGUGGCGAGAAAGUGUACUUCAAUGGCACUUUGGCCGAUAAAUGGAGUUGACAAAAUUGUACAUUUGAUCUAUUAUAAUGGGGCGUUUCUCUAUAAUUACAUAAAUAUGGACCACAUUUUCUCUGC
Molecule: messenger RNA, 1508 nt
Organism: Marchantia polymorpha subsp. ruderalis
Lineage: Eukaryota; Viridiplantae; Streptophyta; Marchantiopsida; Marchantiales; Marchantiaceae
Source: the annotation of a GenBank genome assembly